Molecule: messenger RNA, 3270 nt
Organism: Drosophila ananassae
Lineage: Eukaryota; Metazoa; Arthropoda; Insecta; Diptera; Drosophilidae
Gene: dor
Product: vacuolar protein sorting-associated protein 18 homolog
Exons: 4
Coding region: 159-3185 (1008 amino acids)
Biological process (GO): intracellular protein transport; lysosome organization; endosome organization
Cellular component (GO): HOPS complex; endosome
Molecular function (GO): protein-macromolecule adaptor activity
Source: RefSeq, a predicted model, not a curated record
UAUAUCGAUAAUUACCCGUGGUUAUCGAUAUCCGCUGAUUGUGGGCGUAUGGGGAAAAAUUCAGGGAAAUAGUAAACAUUGAAGACAAAAGGAUUUUUUGAAGGUAGCACGAACCAUUGGUGACCCAUUGCCCCCUCGGACGAUACAGUGCAGCAGCAAUGGCGCAUGCAACGCCCAAGGAACCCCGGUUCCUGCCCCGCGUCGAACGGGUGCCGAAGAACAAACCAGAGGCCGCAUCCGGAAACCCAUUUGUGGCCACCUCCUCCGGGAAUCCCUUCGAUACGGACGAUGAGGAGGAGCAGCAGGGCAUCUUCAGCAAGCACAAGAUGCUGCUCCGCAUCCCCACCAAGGCCAACGGGGAGAUGCUGCACCUGACCGUCUCCAAGAACUGGUUAUUCUGCAUCAUGAACAACGCGGAGAGGACGACCUUGCUGAGGUUCUUCCUGCCCAGAGCCAUUCCACCGGGUGAGGCCGUUCUGGAUAAGUAUCUCUCCGGCACCGGCUACAAGAUCACCCGCAUUUUCCUCGAUCCCACGGGCCAUCAUCUGAUCGUGUCUCUGGUGCCGAAGUCGGCCGGCUCUGGUGUCUCACCUGACUUCCUCUACGUCCACUGCACCCAAACGGCCCAGGCUCAGACCCUGAAGGUCCGGCGCAUCGAAAAGUUCAAGGAUCACGAGAUCACAGCCGUGGCUUUCAAUCCAUUCCACGGCAAUGACACCACAACGGGCUCCAUUCUGCUGGGCACCAGUCGGGGUCUGAUCUUUGAAACCGAACUGAGUCCCGCCGGCGAAGGACACAUACCAAAGAAGCAGGUCUACGACCUGGGACUGGGCCGACUCAAGUAUCCCAUCACAGGACUCAGGCUCCUGUGUGCAUCCAUCGGCAGCCGGUACAUGGUGGUGGUGACCAGUCCCGAGUGCAUAUACGCCUUCAAGGAAACCCUGCGGCCGGACGAACGUUCCCUGAACCCCAUUUUCGCCAACUACGUCAGCGGCGUCCAGGAGCCGCACUGCGAGGAGAGGAAAACGGAUCUGAACUACUCCCAGCUGAGAUUCUACGCCACGCCUCAGAGCAAGUAUCCCAAGCAGUGGGCGUGGCUGUGCGGCGUUGGGAUACGAGUGGGUGAGCUGGCCCUGGAGGAUAGUACUGGCGCCACACUGGUGGGAGACACCCUCAUCUCCCUGGACUUUGACAAGAAAACCUACCUCUCGUACGAGGAGCGACGGCUGAGCAUUCCGAAGGCCUUCGUGCUGACCGAGUUCCAUGCCGUGCUCCUCUACGCGGACCACAUCCGGGCCAUCUGCCUGCUGAACCAGCAGCUGGUCUACAAGGAGUCCUUCGACGAGGCGGAGGUGGGCAGGCCCCUGAAUAUCGAACGGGACGAGCUAACCGGCUCCAUUUACGUCUACACGACCAAGACGCUCUUCAACCUGAAGGUGACCAACGAGGAGCGGAACAUCUGGCACAUCUACCUGGAGAAGGGGCAGUACGAACGCGCCAUGGCCUCGGCGGCUGGUAAUCUGGAGCAUCUGCAAGUGGUCCUCGAGCGAAGGGCAGAGGCCGCCUUCGAGGAGGGCGCCCACGAGGUGGCGGCCAACUUUUACGCCGAGACGGAACAUCCCUUCGAGGAGGUGUGCCUGAAGUUCAUGGUUCUGCCGGACAAGAGGCCCAUCAUCAACUACGUGAAGAAGCGCCUGCGGAAGCUGACCACCGGGAAGCCCCUGGAUCUAGCCAGCGUAGACGAGGACCAUGCCAAUGCUGUCAAAGCCAUGGUGCUGUGGCUCAUCGAUCUCUACCUGAUCCAGAUCAACAUGCCCGACCAGGACGCUGAGCGGCGGGAGGCGUGGCAGACGGAGUACGACGAGUUCAUGGCGGAUCCCCACGUCCUGGCCUUCACCGUGAACAACAGUGCCGAUGCCCAGGAGCUGAUAGCCCAGCAUGCGGAUCCCACCAACAUGGCCAAGUUCGCCAUCGCCAUCGGGGACUACGAGCAGGUGGUCACCCAGCAACUGAAAGCCGAUAACUACUCCGGAGCGCUCCAGACCCUCGCCCAGCAACGGAAGCCCGAGCUAUUCUACAAAUACAUUCCCCUGCUGAUGGGCAAGCUGCCCAAGCCCACGGUGGACACACUGAUGGCGCAAGGAUCCCGGCUGGAUCUGGAGAAACUAGUGCCGGACAUGGUGGUCAUAGAGACGAGGGAGCAGCGGGAGCAGACGAUGCGCUACUUGGAGUUCGCCAUCUACCAGCUGAAUACCACCUACGAUGCCGUUCACAACAUCCUCCUGCACCUGUACGCGGAGCACCAGCCGAAGCAGCUGAUGAAGUACCUGGAGAUCCAGGGACGCGACGAAACCCUCGUCCACUACAACAUCCAGUACGCCCUCAAGGUGUGCACGGAUCUGGAGGUGAAGGAGGCGUGCGUCUUCCUGCAGUGCCUCCUCAAUAUGUGGGAUCCGGCGGUGGCUUUGGCCCUGACAUUCGACAUCAAGCUGGCCAAGGAGACGGCCAACAGGCAGACGGAUGCCCAGCUAAGGAGGCGACUGUGGUUGAGGAUAGCUUACCACGACAUCAAGGGCACCGACGACGUGAAGAAGGCCCUGAAUCUCCUCAAGGAAUGCGAUCUGCUGAGGAUCGAGGAUCUGUUGCCAUUCUUUGCCGAUUUCCAGAAGAUCGACAACUUUAAGGAUCCCAUCUGCGAGGCAUUAGAGAAAUACAACAAAAGUAUUCAGGAACUGCGCCAUGAAAUGGACGAAACCCAGAAGCAAUCCGAUCGCGUGCAGAGGGAACUGCAGAAGCUGCGGGAACACAAAAUCCUGAUAACCCCGGAGGACAACUGCUCCCUUUGCAACCUAAUGGCGCUGGCCAAGCCCUUCUUCGCCUUUAUGUGUGGCCACAAAUUCCACAAUGACUGCCUGGAGAAGCAGGUGGUGCCGCUGCUCACCAAGGAACGUAGUCGCGAACUGACCACCCUGAAGCACCAGCUGGAAGCGGAGCUGCAGUCCCAGCAGGCAUCCGGUGCUGUUCCCAAGCAGCAGGCGGUGGAAAUGCAACGGAAACGUCUGAAAAUCCAAACCCAAAUCGAAGACAUUCUGGCGGGUGAUUGCUUGUUCUGUGGCCUCUACAUUGAAAUCGUGGACCAGCCCCUGGUGGACGACUGGGAUCAGGUCAAUGUCGAGUGGGAGUAGCCUUGAUUCCACCUGCUUUUUGUUUCACACCGAUAUCCGUGUACAUAUAGACGAGUAUUUAUUAAUAAACUUAUACAAAUCACAA